AUGGCAGAAUCGAGAAGCUUCGCUGUGGAGCUCGACGAGGUUAACGAAGAAGAGUUCGAACUCCGCAUCAAGGCACAUGGCAAGAAACAGCACCGCAAUUUUACCGGAUAUGACCAAAACAAACCUGCAGUAGUCUAUGGGUAUCGACAUGCUACUGUCCACGGCUCAUUUGUGGAUGACCAGGAUCAGUCUCAAGAUGGCAGUUUGAUCAUUCUCGACUGGCAUUUAUUGCCAAGAGACCCAAGCAAGAGAUUCAAGUUUGUGAGAAUCAAUGCCGUCUUCCGAGGUCCAGAGGGCUGCAAGUCAUGGGAUGAACCUUCUGUGUAUGACAUGUCCCCGAAAGGCAGCUUCGGUCUAUGCAGGACCAACUUUACGGAAGAGCGGAAAAAGGACUUGGAGGGUUCCUUGGGAGCCCAGUUUGGAGGAUCGGCAAGCGUGAAGGCAGUCUAUGGAUUAUCGAACUCAACAGUCAUUGGAGAUAAGAUUACCAUCAAUGGGCAAGCUUACCUCGACUGCAACAUUGGCGCAGAACGAGAUCCAGACGCAUGCAAUGGUGUCGAGUGGAACUUCUACGAAAACAAGUCGCAGAGAAGUGGCCUACCAACAUAUGUACGCACUGCAAUACUUGUUCGUCGCGAGACCAAUGAGGAAUUCACGGCAAAAUUCACCGUCAGGGCCAAGGUGGGGAUCUUGACAGAUAUGGAGUCAAAGCUGAAGAGGGUACUGGGAUGCAAGGAUGAUCCCAUAGUGUUUGUACCGGGUAUUACGGAAAAGACUGCUUUCGACGACAUGGCUGAUGAACUACACAAGGUCAAUCUUCUUGAUCAGUGUAUUGUUAUCAUGGACAACGAUGUACCUGGAGCCUCAGAUGAAAAGCAUAAAGAGGAACCACAGAUGAUUGAGGGCAAGAGUGACAUUGGGGUUACUGUUGAGGUUGCUAUUUAA
Fusarium graminearum PH-1 is the source of this 945-nucleotide messenger RNA. RefSeq lists its product as uncharacterized. NCBI's taxonomy places the organism in Eukaryota, Fungi, Ascomycota, Sordariomycetes, Hypocreales, Nectriaceae. The record is from RefSeq and is a predicted model, not a curated record. The coding region runs from base 1 to 945 and encodes 314 amino acids. The transcript has a single exon.